GUAUGUGUUUGGUUACCAAAAAUACAGCGGUCUCCAGGCUAAAGGACUGAGACCAACAGGUACCAGGAUCACUCAUGUUGUAUCUUCAACUAUGAUGGCAAGUCUGCUGCAGUCAUUGAUAAGGGACAAACUUUGCCCUGAAUCUUGCGGUGAAGAACUAGAAAUACAGUUUCACAAUGAUCCACUGGCAGCUGUAAAUGCCUGUUAUGAAGGAGAGACAGUCAUCAUCUGUCCUGGACAUUAUGUUGUAGAUGGCAUGUUCUGCAUUGCUGAUUCAGUUGAGCUAGAAGGCUAUGGCCUGUCAGAUGAUAUCGUGAUAGAAAAACGAGGGAAAGGAGACAACUUUGUUGACUGUACAGGAGCCAAUAUAAGAAUCUCCAAUUUGAAAUUAGUGCAGCAUGAUGCUGUGGAGGGGAUUUUAAAUGUCCAUCAUGGGAAAACCACCUUGGAGAAUUGUGUGUUACAGUGUGAGACCACAGGCAUAACAGUACGAACAUCAGCUGAGCUAUUAAUGAAAAACUCAGAUCUGUAUGGUGCCAAGGGCGCUGGUGUGGAAAUAUAUCCAGGCAGUACCUGCACCCUGUUAAACAACGGCAUACACCACUGCAAGGAGGGCAUACUUAUAAAGAACUUUUUAGAUGAACAUUAUGACAUCCCCAGGAUAACCAUGUGCAAUAAUGUGAUCCAUAAUAAUGAAGGAUAUGGUGUGGUCCUGGUUAGACCAACAAUGCCCUCUGAUGUAAAGGAUGCUUCAGCAGAGCAAGCAAAAGGGAAUACACAGCCUACCCAGUCAGGUGAUGGGACAGCCUGUGUAGAGGGCUUCAGUCAAGAACGACCUGAAUGUCUAACUGAUGAAUUGGAGCUUUAUGAGCAAGCCAAGAUUUCUGAACAAACUGAAGGCAGCUACAAAAUUAAAAGUGAACUGGAGGCUAUUUCUGCAAAGAAAAGUCAGAUGUACAAGAAAAGACUGAGUGAACUGGGAAUCACAGAAGCUGAUGACAACUUAAUGUCACAGGAAAUGUUUGUUUCUAUUGUGGACAAUCAGUUCAAAUGGAAUGGGAAAGGAAGUUUUGGAACCUUUCUUUUCUGA
This is a messenger RNA of Apaloderma vittatum (bar-tailed trogon), 1090 nucleotides long. It is a transcript of the gene SHCBP1, whose product is annotated as SHC SH2-domain binding protein 1. Gene Ontology annotation, biological process: fibroblast growth factor receptor signaling pathway. The record is from RefSeq and is a predicted model, not a curated record. Lineage: Eukaryota; Metazoa; Chordata; Aves; Trogoniformes; Trogonidae. The transcript has 7 exons. The annotation marks the transcript as partial.